Messenger RNA from Aspergillus nomiae NRRL 13137, 4797 nucleotides. RefSeq lists its product as uncharacterized. Gene Ontology annotation, cellular component: cytosol. The transcript has 6 exons. The record is from RefSeq and is a predicted model, not a curated record. NCBI's taxonomy places the organism in Eukaryota, Fungi, Ascomycota, Eurotiomycetes, Eurotiales, Aspergillaceae. Gene Ontology annotation, biological process: glutathione metabolic process. Gene Ontology annotation, molecular function: GTPase activity; GTP binding; 5-oxoprolinase (ATP-hydrolyzing) activity. Bases 1 to 4797 code for a protein of 1598 amino acids.
AUGGCGCAGUCAGUGCGGAUCGGCGUGGACGUCGGCGGAACAAACACCGACGCGGUGUUAAUCGACCUGGGACAGCGAGACGCACCGUCUCGUGGCAUUCGCUCAUCUCACAAGGCCCCAACGUCCCCGGACGUCACCACGGGCAUCCAAGAAGCUAUUAACACGGUCCUUCGUGACUCCAAGGUCGCUCCGGAAAAUGUGGCGUCCGUUACUAUUGGCACAACUGCCUUCCUGAACUCCGUGCUGGAGCAAGACCCCCGCCGUCUAAGCAAGGUUGCGAUUAUCCGAUUGUCGAAAUCGUUCCUGCGUGAUGUGAAGCCGUUUUCCGAGUGGCCAGCUGGACUGGCUAGUCUCAUCAAUGGAUAUGUCGGGUACAUCGAUGGCGGCCUCCAUAUUGACGGGUCUCAGGAGGCGCCGGUGGUCGAAUCGCAGGUCGUUCGGGAGUGCGAGAACAUCAAGGCGCUCGGUUUAACGACUGUCGUCGUGGCAGGUGUUUACUCGCCCAUUGAUGAGGUGUUCCGGCAGGAGGAAACGGUGCGGGAGAUCAUUGCCCGCGAGAUUCCGGGGGCGGACGUCGUAUGUUCGAAGGAGAUUGCCAAUAUAGGUUUCCUGGAGCGGGAAAAUGCUGCUAUCCUCAACGGCGCCAUCUUGAGAUACGCGCGUCAAACAAUCCGACGCUUCCGCAGUGCGAUGAAAUCCCUUCAUCUGCAGUGUCCGCUGUUUCUCACACAGAAUGAUGGCACCAUCAUAGACGCGACUAAUGCAGCUAAGACACCCAUCCGGACGUUCAACUCCGGUGCUACGAAUUCCAUGCGCGGCGCCGCAUAUCUAGCUGGAGAGGAUCUGGCUAAUAAGUCUACCAUUGUCGUUGACAUCGGUGGCACCACGACUGAUGUUGGGGUUCUGCUUCCGUCUGGGCUGCCACGUCAAGCUUCGGCUUAUGUGAAAGCCGCGGGAAUCAAGGUAAACUAUUCCAUGCCCCAUCUGUACUCUGUCGGACUCGGCGGAGGAUCCAUUAUCCGUGAUGCACAGAGCGACGCAAAUACCGGGGCUGUCACCGUUGGUCCAGAUUCCGUUGGGCAUAGACUGCUCACGGAGGGUCUUGUGUUUGGCGGAGAGACUCUGACCGCAACGGAUAUUGCUGUUGCCGGUGGUCAGUGUGUCGUAGGUAAUGCGGAGUCCGUUAAACAUCUAGCUCCUGAGUUGGUAUCUGCGUCACAGACACGGAUCAAACAGAUCUUGGAGCGCUCGAUUGACCUCAUGAAGACCUCGCCAGAGCCACUGCCAGUGCUCCUUGUCGGAGGAGGUGCCGUUCUGGCCCCUGCAGAGCUAGUGGGUGCCUCCAAACUCAUCAACCCGCCAUUCUUCGAUGUAGCGAACGCGGUGGGGGCCGCCUGCGCCAAGGUCGGUGGAACAGUAGAUAAAAUAACCAGCAUCGCAAAUAAGUCGAUCACGGACGCUGUGGAAGACGCUAAGAAAGCUGCCAUUGAACGAGCUAUUCAAGCCGGCGCCGUUCCAAAUAGUGUUUUUAUUGCUGAGGUUGAGUCCAUGCCGAUUCCAUAUAUUUCCAAUCAGUUGAGAACUGUCGUCAAGGCGAUUGGAGAUUUGGAUACUGAGAGGUCAAUGAACAUGUUUGUUGACAACGAUGAGGGCGCCGUGGAGGAGGAGACGAUAGCUGACAGCCCCAAGACGGUGGAACACCUUCAAGUGCCGGACGUGAUUCCCGUUGAUCAUCUUACCUACAGGCCGAAGGUUCUCUUCAACGAGAAGGCUGGCUGGCAGGAAUGGCUCCUGACAGAAACCGACCUGGACUACAUCGCAGACGGAGCGUAUGUCCUCGGCUGCGGCGGCGGCGGAAGUCCAGACGCUGGCCGCAUUCAACUACAAGAGAUGAUCCGUCAAGGGUACAAAAUCCGGUGCAUUGAUCAUUCCGUCCUGCCGGACGAUGCACUCGUCUACUGGGGAGGACGCAUGGGAUCACCGGCAACCACUGUGGAGCGACUCCAAGCCCACGAAACGGUGGAUGCGAUCGGCCAGCUCAUGCACUACAUGGGUCACAAAUCCUUCGAUGCCGUGAUGGGCCUCGAAAUCGGUGGGUCCAAUGGUCUCGAAGCCUUUCAAUGGGGCUCAGAUCGAUUCUACGAUUGCCCCGUUAUCGACGCGGACUUCAUGGGCCGUGCCAAUCCCAUGAUCUGGCAGACUACAAUGGCCGUGUAUCGGCCGGGGGAGCUCGCUCCUUGUGCAAUUGACUCCGGCGAUGGAAGGUCUGUCAUCAUGCCCCGAGCGGGUGAUGAUGAGAUGGUCGACCGGGUGCUCCGUGCUGCUUUGACUGAAAUGGGCUCUUUAGUUGGCUUAUCAGCUCGCCCGACAAAUGGUGCGGCUGUGAGGGCAUUCGCCAUUUUGAAUACGGUGUCACUAUCAUGGAGAAUCGGGAGAGCCAUUGCCCAGGCUGCUCAAUAUAGUACACUUCUCACCGUGCCAGAAGCCAUCAUUGCUGAAGUCGGAGGCGCCCAGUCCGCCAAGGUCCUAUUCCGAGGCAAGAUCUCUGGAAUCGAGCAGACAGUAUACAAAGGACAUUCAUACGGCGAGCUCAUCAUCACCGAAGUCCCCGCCGAGGACGACGACCAGACCACUAAUCAGAAUUGCUCCCCUGCGGUUGCGCAAGGCGGGCAGCUCCGCAUCCCGUUCAAAAAUGAGAAUAUCUACGCAGAGCAUCAUGCUGCCGACGGCUCGAAGAAGAUCAUCGCCAGCGUGCCGGACCUCAUUUGCAUCUUGGACAAGGAAUCAGGCAAGCCAAUCGGGGUGCCCGAGUACCGCUAUGGCUACCAGGUGGUGGUGCUGGGAUUAGCCUGCUCUCCACACUGGUCCAAGACGGAACGAGGCCUCGAGAUCGGUGGACCGAAGGGCUAUGGAUAUGAUUUCGCAUAUGAGCCGUUGGGCGAGUAUGUUGAGCCUAGGAGUGUGAUUGAUGAGUUCAAGGAGGUCCCCGAAGCUAUUGUUGACUGGGUCAUGUGGCCCUUUAGGACCCUGGAAUUCAGAGUUAAUUUGGUCGGUGACUAUGACUGUGGCAAGACCACUCUACUUUAUCAGAUGAAGCUGGGGGAAUUGGUGACUACCAUUCCGACAAUCGGCUUCAAUGUUGAGACCGUCGAAUACCCGAACAAGUAUAAAUGGACAAUCUGGGACAUGUCCAUAUCUAGAAGGUCGCGCGAGCAAUUGAUCCACAGCUACUUUGGGGAGACUGACAUUGUUCUAUUUAUCCACAACUGCGAUCCGCAACAGCCCGAGCCCAUCUAUGAUUUUCAAUACUUUGUCGACUUUGUGCAGCAGCAUGAUUGUAGACAUCUAUGGAUUCUCCUUAACAAACAAGACACACUUCCCCCAGAAAGCGCCCCAGAAAUUGUCGAGGGCCUGCGAAGGAAGUAUAAGGAGGAGAUGGCCCAGUGUGGGGAUAAACUCUCAUGGAGGAUUUUAGAUCACAGACUCAGUGCCAAAACGGGAGAAGGGGUGCUGGAAAUCCUCCGCCAACUUCAUUCAUCUGCAGAUCUUCUUUUGCGGACUCGACCGAGACCCCAGCCCCAACCGAGUGCCGAUUCCAAGCAAGAGCCUAAGAUAGUGUUUACUCUAGACAAACCAGAGGAUACAGUAUCCAGUCCGAGUCAGAGCGAGCCUAUUAACAAACGAGCAUCACAGGAUCCUGUUAAUGCCCAGGCCUUUUGGGACUCAUUUGUUACUGGAGACAUACCAGUGUGGGAUCAUCAUGCCCACCUGAAGGUGACCUACAUUGUAGUUUUAGAAUAUGUGAAACGAAGACAAAGUACGUUUGCUAUGGCUGAUGUCAUAAUCGCCCAUCUAAGGCGAUUACAAAACAGUCUGCCAGAGAAGUUCAGAAAUAGGGUACAUCGUACGAUAACGAUUUUCUGGAUUUUACAGUUACAAAUCGUCAUCAGAAAUUACAGGAUCGCCAACAGACUUGGUGAAGACCCGUUAUGGAUCGACUUUUACAAGGUCUUGUUCCAUACACCAUCUGUGAUGAACCCCCGUCUCUGGAGUUCGUAUUAUAGCACACAAUAUCUUUUUCACCCACGAGCAUGGAGUUCAUGGAUCCCUCCUGAUCAUCAGCCAUUGCCCGUCAUGACAUCCCUUCUUGACAAGCCUGCUAGUUUCUCGACAAAAAAAGGAGAUCCCGCUAGACUGAUACGAUUCGCGUUUGUGUUCAUCAGCCAGUGCGAACAGAUCUCAGAAUCGCGCGACGAAAAUGCCAUACAACAGGCACUUGUCACACUCCAAUCAACGACUAUCCGUCUACGGGCUAUACACACGGCGACACCACCAUAUUCCGAAACGCAAGCCCGGUUUUGGUUGCAUAUGGUCCGCGCAUGUCUACAGUCAUUGGAGAUACCCCAGGGAGACAGUAGAGGAAUUAUACCGUCACAAUUGACAUUUGACGGUUUCGUGGCCCUUUUCUGUCUCAGACCAACGUUAUGGAAGAGAUACUAUACCCAAAAGACAUGGGAUGGUCUCGCUGCUCGAGUCCAGUAUGUUGCCCCAGAGAGACGCGCGUUGCCAAAUGUUAUCAACAUAUCGGCCCGUAAUAGUGAGGUAGAGGCGAUAAUGAGAGGGAUAGAAAAGGAGGCACUACAUUCGGACUCAGAAUCAUUGGAGGAUGUAUUGUUGGCUACAUACACGGAAAGUGCAGAAUCGUCUGGGACAAAAGAGCAGAGAGUCGACAUUGAGGCUUUUCUUUCAUGUUGCGAUGAUGGUCUAAACCAUGAAAAGGGUAGCUUUGUUGAUUAG